CGACAUUCACCGGGCCUUCUACUUCCAUGGCGACGAAUCCAAACCAUAGAUCAACGGCGCUCUUUUCAAACCACUUUGCCGCGGAAACCCUUCAAUUUCAACACAUUUAUCCUUAUUUUACGUAGUUUGUAAAUCCCACGCAGCUUUUAAAGAAGCCCCGACUAGCUGUUGACUCGAGGAGUGGCACCGUAAUGGGUAAUGUGGCGUUAUGCUGACGUUUAUUAAAGCUAAUAGCCGCUACACAAACUGUUUACCAGUAGCUAGCUCAAUGUCUCCUCAGAGACCGAGGUAUAGCAAAACCAGCUAAUUGUGUUUUGCUCAUACAUGCUAGUUUUAUUAAUUUGAAAAAUUAGCAAUAAAGCUAUGUAAUAUAUCCCCUUGCCUUCUCUGAAGUUCUACUUUAUAAAUGAAUUCGUGGGGGUUUUAAGCACUAGUUAGCGAACUGCAAGCAAUACAAAAAUGAACAGCAACGCAGAGAGGAAAUUUGUCAAUCUGCGGAAACGUCUGGAUCAGCUGGGCUACAGACAAACUCUCGGAAUAGAGUCGCUGCCGCUAGUGGAGAAACUCUUCAGCGACUUGGUCCACACAACGGAGAGCCUUCGCAAUGCCAAACUGUCAGCAGGAAAGACUGAGAAAGAGAGCCGAAAUGUUGAUGCUCUGCUGGGGCCUUACAAGGCAGAAAACGCCAGACUGGUCAAGGAAAACAACAGCAUGCAUCUUGAGCUCUUGAAACUGAGGGAGGAGAAAGAUCAUUUCUGUAGAGAGCUUAAAUUACAAAUCAGGAAGCUGGACAAUGAGACAUCUGAUCUCAAGUUUCUAAACAAUCAGUAUGUGCAUAAGGUGCGCAGCUUGGAGAAGGACAGCAGGGCUAAAGCUGAGCGGAUCCAACAGCUGCAGGAGAAGAACAUGCAAGCCGUUGUGCAGACGCCAGGUGGGAAAAUGCGCAGUAUUCCUUUCAGACGACAGAGAAUGCAGAUUGAUGAGCUUGCACCUCCUUCAUAUACAUCAGCCUAUCCUGUCCCACAGCCCGAUGAUCCGUAUGUAGCUGACCUACUGCAACUAGCUGAUGGAAGGAUCCAUGAACUGCAGGAAGACAUUGCCAACCUCAAACUAGACUUGGAAGAUUCCCAAGAAACUAUAAAACAACUCAGCAUUCAGGUGGACGAAAGGGAUACGGAGGUGGAGCGUCUGAACCGCUUACUUCACGGAGGGCGGCCUUAUGACGCCAUUUCCCUAGAAGCCCAAAACGUCAGCAACGAAAAACUGAUCGCUCAUCUCAACCUCCAGAUCGAGUACUUACAGGAGGCCAACAGUGCCCUCCAGGACAAGAUAGAGGGACUGCAACAAACGAAGAAGGACGCCUCCACAGAGGUGGCGAACCUCUCCUUAAAGAACCUGGAGCUGUGUGAGGAGCUGACGCAGAUAGAUCACCUGGCGCAGUGCAUGGAGAUGGACAAGGAGCGCGUGUUGGAAAAUGUUGAUAUAGAGCUACAAAAAGCAAAAAAAGAAAUUCAAAGGAAAGAGAAAAUCAUUGAAGACCUUGAGGAUAUUGUCACACAGACAAGAAGGGAGCAAUCCGAAGCAGAGUUUGAAAGAAACCGCUUCAGUAAUCAGCUGGUGGAGCUGAAGGAGCAGAACGAAAAGAUGGAGGCACUGGUGAACUUCCUGGAGGACGACAAGACCAGGCUGCAGAGGAAAGUGGAGAUGAUGAUGGCGGCCGAGAAAGACCUGGUGCUGGAGUUGGAGGCUUUCCGUACCAAGCACGGCGUCUGUGGCAGGGAGCGUUCCCCAUCUCGUCUGGACGCCUUCGUCAGGAGUCUCGAGGAGGAGAGGGAUUUCUACCGCCAAGAGUCUGAGCGGUACAAGAGAGCCAGAGGAGCCAGCGGGCCGGGCUCGAGUCCCAGCCGCAGUCCAGAGAGAGGCAGGAGUCCGAAAGGCAAAGUGAGCAAGGGAAGUGUUCCAGACCCAGAACUGAUCUUUGUAAUCAAAGAAAAGAAUGAGCUCAAGGCCGCUCUGAUGGACUUUGAGAGGCAGAUGGAGGACAUUCAGAACAACGUUCAAGUCCUCAGUAAUGAGAGAGACCACUUCAAGACCCUUUUUAAGCAGGCUCAAGACGACCUAAUGUCGGCCCGCAGAGCAGAUCUGUCGGCUGAAUGCAGAAUGCAGGAGGAGGUGAGACGAGAGGAGAUGAAGUUUGACCAGAUGACCUCUGAACGGGACUCGCUGAUGGAGAGGUUAAAGGAUGCCCAGAUGUCAGUGCUCACCGACAGAGAGCGAGACGAGAGGAGGAUUCUCGAGUUGGAGAAUACUGUCAGGAAUCUGGAGCGGGAGAGGUUGGACCUGCGGGCUCAAGUGUGCCUGUUGAAAGAGGACAAGGAGGCUGUGGAGGAAGAGCUGAAGGUUCGCUCCAUUGCUUCGGUCCAAGCCGCGGAAGAAGUGGCACAGAGAUUGGCCGAGGCCAACAGUCUGAGACUGGUGCAGGAGCAGAUGGAGCAGUCACUGUCUGACAUCCAGCGAAGACUCUCAGUGAAGAUAAACGAACUGCAUGUGGCCCACGAGCAGAUCGGAGAACUUCGAGAGAGAUUAGGGGAGCUGAGUCAGCAGAGUUCCAAAUGGAAUGAGGAAGUGGAAACUCUCCAGAAGUCGAUCUGUGUCCUGGACAGAGAGAAAGAUAUCCUACAGGACGAGGUGGAUCAAAAGACGGAGAAGCUGGUUGCUCUCCAGGAUGAAAUGUCCCAGAAGGAAAAAACCCUCAAAGACGUGAGACUCACUGUCAGAAAUAUGGACAAUUCCCUAGCUCAGCUGCAAGGAGCGCUGAAGAGUCGAGAACGGGAGAUCGGCAGUCUGAGGAGGCAGCUGGAUUCGUCUCAGGAGGAGCUGCCUGCUCUCCAGAGAGACAAAGAAGUCCUGCUGAGAGAAAACAGGAGGCUGCAGGACGACCUGGCCACUAUGACCAGGGAGAACCAAGUUGUACAUUUAGAAAUGGAGGAGGCUUUGCACGAGAAGGACGAGUUGAAUUCCAGGGUCCAGUCGUACAUUUCUGAAGUGUCCAGAAUAGAGAAACUGAUGGUCACAAAGGAACAGGAGAACAGGGACUUGCUGGAGCGCUUCAGGAUGGCCCACUCCGGGAUGCAGGAAUGGGAGCAGAAACUGCACCAGGCAGAAGGCCUCAAUAACUCCAUCCGCCUGGAGCUGCUCUCCUUGGACACAGAGCGUAGGCAGCUCCAGGAGACCGUCGGACUAAAAGACAAAGAGAUCCAACAGCACAUGCAGGCGCUGCAAGCUUAUGAAGCCCAGGUGUCCUCCCUGACCCGUAGGAUGUCCCAGCUAGAGGAGGACCUGUACAAAACCCAGGAGGAGAAGGCGGCACUCGUUUCUGAUCUGACUUCUGUCAGGGAACUCUGUGUCAAACUAGACUCUGGAAAGGAAUUCGCUGCACGACAUUUGACCUCCAAGAACAUGGAGCUAGAGAGGAUCACCGGACAACUGGAGGAUCUUCGAUCAGAGAUUGAGGUCCUGAAGAGGCAACUAGCCAGUGAGAGGCUGACGGUGCGCAACCUCGAGACACUGCUGUCCACCAAUCGGCAGAAAGAGUUCCAGAAGCACCUGGGUGCCAGCGAAAGGGAGUCCGAGCUGAGAGCCCUGCGCGACAAGCUCGCUCUGGCUGACAGCAAAAACGCAGAGAACACCAGAGAUGUGUCCCACCUCCGUGGGAAAGUGUCUCAGAUGCAGACAGAGAUGGACGUGCUGAAAAGACAGCUGACCACAGAGCGCUUUGAACGUGAAAGAGCGGUUCAGGAGAUGCGUAGGCAGGGUUUGUCAUUUUCGCCUCUCCAGAGCUCAUCCAGCGGCUCUCACCACACCUCUGCAGAACGCUCCGUCCUCCGAAGUCAUGAACACUCAGACAAGAGUGUUAGCUUCAAGGAUUAACGGCUAACGACAAAUGAAGUUGCAAGAGAAGACGACAGGGCAAAUUCCAGCCGUUCAAACGGCUCUUCGGGA
Poecilia reticulata (guppy) is the source of this 4002-nucleotide messenger RNA. It is a transcript of the gene cep135, whose product is annotated as centrosomal protein 135. Lineage: Eukaryota; Metazoa; Chordata; Actinopteri; Cyprinodontiformes; Poeciliidae. The record is from RefSeq and is a predicted model, not a curated record.